Molecule: messenger RNA, 791 nt
Organism: Brienomyrus brachyistius
Lineage: Eukaryota; Metazoa; Chordata; Actinopteri; Osteoglossiformes; Mormyridae
Gene: txnb
Product: thioredoxin
Exons: 5
Coding region: 122-445 (107 amino acids)
Molecular function (GO): protein-disulfide reductase activity
Source: RefSeq, a predicted model, not a curated record
GGGCGGGGCUGGGGCUGGGGCUAGGCUGUAUGCCAUAUAAACGGGAGCUGGAUGAAGCGCAAUACCACUUCUACAUAUAACACAGGAGCGACGGGAUCUUGGGGUACAGUCUGUUUUUAAAAUGAUCGUCGUCAUUGAAAAUCAGGAAGCCUUUGACAAGGCGCUCAGAGAUGCAGGUGACAAACUGGUGGUUGUGGACUUCACUGCAGUUUGGUGUGGCCCGUGUCAAAGCAUCGCCCCGUUCUAUAAAAGUCUCUCCGAAAAUCCAGAUUACAACCAGGUUGUGUUUCUGAAGGUAGAUGUGGACGACGCCCAGGAUGUGGCCAGCUUUUGUGACAUCAGUUGCAUGCCCACUUUCCACUUCUAUAAGAAUGGAAAGAAGAUUGACGACUUCUCCGGAUGCAACCAGGCCAAACUGGAGGAGAAGCUGAACGAUCAUAAAUGAAGCCUUCGCAUCUGCCCAGUCGUCUGUAGCCACCAUAAACACUGUAUCACUCUUGGCCUUCUUCAUCUCCAUGACUUAGUAUUGCUGGUUCUUGGUGGUCCUAUUGUUUGAAUGGCUUUGUGUACGACAAACACUCUGUGGGUAACGUACACUCACUGUUCAAACAGCAUUAAAGCCACCAGGCUUAAAGUGAAUUUGCUGCUUCUGGUUCUUUGAUAAUUAGGCUUGUUAUUCCCAUCCGCAGUAAGAAUACUGUACUACAAUAUUGUACUAUAAUACUAUGUCAAAGUAUUUUGCGGCGUUUUUUUUUUUUUUACUGUUACUAAUAAACUAACAUUGACUCUGA